Brassicogethes aeneus is the source of this 900-nucleotide messenger RNA. NCBI's taxonomy places the organism in Eukaryota, Metazoa, Arthropoda, Insecta, Coleoptera, Nitidulidae. The record is from the annotation of a GenBank genome assembly.
AUGAAAGUUGGUAGCGUUCCAGGUUACUCGGCUGCAGCCCUCCUCGCCAUAUUAUUUGCUCUUCCGUUCGCGUGGCGGGUCCUUGUGCACCGCGAGCACGGUCACUGGGACCACUUUGUGCCUGCAUUCUACUUCGCCCAUCUGGAACUAUUCCUGGGCAACGGUUGUCUGGGCAUCGGUGUCAUGAUGCUGUUGGCGCUAACUCUUGAGCGCUAUGUAAGCGUGUGCCACCCAGGGCACGCCAGACCCAUCCUGGGCUCGCCCAGGCGAGCUGUCUGCCUUAUUCCAGCUGCCACUUUUUUACUGUACAUGCCCAUCAUAUUUAGGAGUCAGAUAAGAGCGUGCAGAUUGGAUGGGGUCACGUUGUAUCAGAGACAAGAGUCUUUUACUUAUACCGAGCAUACCGUUUACAGUAUUUAUAAGGUUGCUUUGGAAUUUAUUUUUAAGGUCGUUCCAGUUAUUUUACUUGCUGCCCUGAAUCUAAGAAUCCUCAUAGUAUACAGAAGAUCUUGCGAGAAAAGAAGAAAAAUGACCUUAAGCAGAACAACUUCUGGAGAAGAAGAUCCAAGGAAAUUUGCCGAAGAAAGGAGAUUGGUUCUUUUACUGGGAUCGACAAGCAUUUUAUUUUUGGUUUGCGUCACCCCCAUGGUCAUUCUCAACGUUACUUUAUCCGACAAUAAUCUUCUAAAUUACCCUUAUCAAGUAUUUCGUGCAUUAGCCAAUCUUCUCGAAGUGACCAACUAUUCCAUAACUUUUUACAUCUACUGCCUGUUCUCGGAGGAUUUUCGUAACACAUUGUUACGCACACUAAGUAUACGAGGCAGCCAGCCGACCAGGGGCAUGGUGAAACCGCCCCCACCGACUGCCACGACCACAAUCACCCAACACCGGAGUGUUUGA